AUGCUUGCCUCUGAUUUAAAUAAAAGCAAAUUGCGACCUAGACUCAAGGUUGUUUCUACCAAAUACUCUCAAUCAACACCUACCACAACACAUGUAUACCAAGAGGACAGCGAUCCACCCUAUUCUCCUGCCGAUUCAUCUAGCUCUUUCAUGUCGUCCGUCUCUGGUAUUGCUGAGAAAUCAGCCUCAGAAUUGGGCUCGUUACUCAAAAAUGCAUAUAAAUCGCUUAGAGAGAAGGAGAAAAAUUUGUUGUUGGCUGCAGAAAUAGGGAAAUCGCUGCUAGAACAUAAUCAGAAUCUGAAAUCUGACUACGACAAACUACUACAAAACGCAAAAAAUUGUCAAUUCGAUACUCGACAUGAGCAUCAAGAAUACGAAAACAACAUGCGACUUAUUUCAAGCAAAAAAGCAUAUGAUGCCAUCAUUGAGUCGCUGGAACGCAAGAAUCAAGACCUUGAACAUAUGCUAGAACACACACAGCAGCAUUUUGAAUUAACCAAUCAAACCAACUUACAAAAGCAACGGAAACUAGAAGCAGAAAUUGAAACUUUGAAGGACAAUUUGGACUUGGCCGCACAAAAGGUACAAGACUUGGAAGAGAGUAGACUAUUCCAACAAGAAAGAGCCAGACAAUUAGACGAAAAAAGAGAUUAUGAACAGCAACAGAACGAAGAUUUAGAAUUGCUGGAAGAACUCACCAUCAAGAUGGAGGAGCUAUUCAUUGAAAACAAGCAUUUACAGCUAUCCAAAAAAGCCGUUGAGGAAAAGUUGAUUAUAUCACUAAGAGAUUUGGAUUCCCUUCGUCGUGAUUUCGAGAACUUUGAACUGACAAAUCAGUGCUACGAACAACUGCAGGAAGCAUUCGAAAGACAGACCAUUCACAUCAGGGAACUGAACGACAGUCUGGAAGAUCAUCGACUUGUCUUGUCAUCACUACGAGACAAAGGGUUAUGGUCACCGCAACAAUCAAAUACACCAAGCGUAUCAGGCCAUCAUUCUGUGUUCUCAACAUGUGUUUCAAAACAGAGUCUCAUGGGCGAAUUGGAAAACGCUUGGUCCAAGCAUUGCUUGACGAAAAGUAAAUCCGAUAGCAAUCUGUCCACGUUGUCAGGCAAAUUAUUCGAUCUCGCUAGUAUAACAGAACGUAACCUUACCUCAUUUUAUACCGCUCCUGCCGACUAUGCUCUAGGAACAAUCCUUUCGACUAUGGGUGUUGAUGAUCGCAGUAUGUUGGAUGAAGCAGAACAUUUUUUAGCAGCCUCUGCAACGAGCACAGAUGACUUGUUUGGACCUGAAGGCACAGUUAAUCUGUACAAGGAAGUUGAUUUAUACCCCAAUUACCACUCAUUACCAUCAUUGACAACCACCUCCACCAAAUUACAAUAUGAAGAUCAACCCAAGAAGGGUCUUAUUAACCACAUCCUGUUUCAAAUCCGCUAUGUAUUUCGCUCAAUAUUCCGUUGGUGUCGCUUUGCCAUCAUUCUGACCACUGCUAUUUUUAUCAACUUAUGGAAAGGACCUGACUUACUUUUGGAUAAGCAAUACUGCUAA
Molecule: messenger RNA, 1551 nt
Organism: Mucor velutinosus
Lineage: Eukaryota; Fungi; Mucoromycota; Mucoromycetes; Mucorales; Mucoraceae
Gene: EAF1
Product: chromatin modification- protein VID21
Exons: 2
Coding region: 1-1551 (516 amino acids)
Source: RefSeq, a predicted model, not a curated record